AUCUACAACAAACGUACAUGUCUUUGUCUUAUAAAGGGAUCUGGACCGUGCUUUGUUGGGGCCGAAAGAUUAAUGCGGUUGAUAUUAGAUAAAUUAUUAUCAAAACAUGUUGGACGGUCUGAAUGGGAUGAAUUCCUAAAACGCGUUGUAGAUGAUUUCGUUGAAAAACAGGCUCCCUCGUCGUCUGUCACUGAUCCCUCUUUCUGUUUUCGUUUCAGCAAGAAAAUCACCGAACUUGGUGUUUCAAUGAGAAGAAACGAACUCUAAAGAGGCCAUGUUUUGUUUCGGUUUGUAGAAUAUCAAAAAGUUGUAAAAAUUAAAAUACAUUGCUGAAUUAUUCUAGAUCUGAAUUUUGAUUGCUUCGCUUUGUAACCGAAUAAUUGUUUAUCUAUUUAUUUAUCCUGUCGAGGAUCGUCUUCAAGCUUCUUACGCAAUGAACGACCUUUUAGGAAAUUCUUUUGAGCUCCCUCGGAGUCAAAGUUCUAGAGGGGGAGAUAUUGAGUUAGGGGCACCAAUAAAUUCUGGAGAACUGGGCUUGGAAAUUUUCUUUAAAAAGGUUCAAGAGAUUGAUAAAGAAUAUGCAAAGCUUGAGAAACUACUUAAAAGGCUCCAGGAUGCACAUGAGGAGUCAAAGUCUGUGACCAAGGCUCCUGCCAUGAAAGCAAUCAAAAAACGAAUGGAGAAAGAUGUUGAUGAAGUUGGGAAGAUAGCUCGUUUUCUGAAGUCUAAGAUUGAAGAACUGGAUAGAGAGAAUUUAGCUAAUAGGCAGAAGCCUGGGUGUGGAAAAGGAACUGGUGUGGAUAGAUCAAGAACUGCAACAACUCUGGCAUUGAAAAAGAAGUUGAAAGAUAAAAUGGCAGAAUUUCAGGUUCUAAGGGAAACUAUCCAUCAAGAGUACCGAGAGGUGGUUGAGAGGCGUGUUUAUACAGUAACGGGUGCAACAGCAGAUGAAGAGACAAUUGACAAAUUGAUUGAGACUGGAGACAGUGAACAAAUAUUCCAGAAAGCAAUCCAGGAACAAGGACGGGGCCAGAUAGUGGACACCCUGGCAGAAAUUCAGGAGCGGCAUGAUGCUGUUAGGGAUAUGGAAAGGAAGCUUCUUGAUUUACAACAGAUCUUUCUGGAUAUGGCAGUAUUGGUGGAUGCACAGGGAGACAUGCUUGACAACAUAGAAUCUCAGGUUUCAAGGGCAGUAGAUCAUGUGCAAUCGGGAAACACUGCACUCCAAAAGGCGAAGAAGUUGCAGAAGAGUUCGAGGAAGUGGAUGUGCAUCGCCAUUCUCAUUCUCCUCAUCAUUGUUGCAAUCAUAGUUGUUUCAGUGAUCAAACCCUGGGUUAGCAACAAGGGUGCUUAGGAGCUUGGCCAAUUACAAAUACGUUAUAUGCUUUCCAUCACGUAAGCUUCUCAGAUCUGCAGCUAUCCCUGUUAACUAAUGAAGGUCCAAUGUUUAAUCCCGGAUUCUCUUUGAUUUUGAUCAAGCAAACCCUUAGUUCUUGCCACGUUGAAAAUUGUAAUGUACACCAUGUUACUUAAAAGUUCAAGUUCAAGCUUCCAUAUUCUUUGAUGUAAUUUGAGAAGUGAUUUAUUAUUUGGUUAAUUUUCAUACAAGAUUGUUUUGUA
This is a messenger RNA of Mangifera indica (mango), 1620 nucleotides long. Its product is annotated as syntaxin-132-like. Gene Ontology annotation, biological process: exocytosis; intracellular protein transport; vesicle fusion. The record is from RefSeq and is a predicted model, not a curated record. Gene Ontology annotation, cellular component: plasma membrane; endomembrane system; SNARE complex. Bases 434 to 1354 code for a protein of 306 amino acids. The transcript is spliced from 13 exons. NCBI's taxonomy places the organism in Eukaryota, Viridiplantae, Streptophyta, Magnoliopsida, Sapindales, Anacardiaceae. Gene Ontology annotation, molecular function: SNAP receptor activity; SNARE binding.